UACUGAAGACAGUAAAUCAGGACACUAUAAAAGGAACAUGAGAGGCUGUGAGGAUGACAGAGCAAGAGCUGGAAACAAACAUCAGUGAAGAAUGAAGGCUUUAGUAUGUAUACUGCUGCUGUUGGAAACCUUUGUGUUUGUCGUCCAGCAGCAGGUAGAUGGAGGACUCGACACUUUGAGAGCUGAAGCUUCAACUGACAGACAACAAUACUGCAAUCUGGGCAUCCCUGACAUCCAUGCAGCACUGAGAGAACUGACCGCCACCGUUACAGAGCAGAAAGGAAACAUCAGAGAACUGACCGCCACCGUUACAGAGCAGAAAGAAAACAUCAGAGAACUGACCGCCACCGUUACAGAGCAGAAAGAAAAGAUCAGAGAACUGACCGCCACCGUUACAGAGCAGAAAGUAAACAUCAGAGCUUUAGAGACGCAACUGAGGGAACAACAGACAUUUAUCCUGGAAGAGCUGAACAAGAAAAAUGAAGAAAUGUCAAAUCUUACUCAGAGUCAUGUGGAGGAGUUGAGAAAGGAAAAUAGAGACAGAGAAAUAGCUUUUUCAGCUUCAAUGACAGAAUCUGGCAUUGAAUAUAUUGGUCCUUUUACCACUGAAACCACACUAACCUACAAGAACGUCAUCACAAACAUAGGGAACGCCUACAACCCAAUUACAGGUAUUUUCACAGCCCCACUGAAAGGAGCGUACAUGUUCAAAAUCUCUGCAUAUGGUCAUGGUGGAAUUACAGCAGCUGCAGCCAUUUUUAAGAAUGGAAAGCAGGUGGUUACAGCAUAUGAUAUUCAGCCUCAGGAUCAGGAUCGGUUAAACGCCUCAAAUGGAGUUGUGUUGAUCCUGGAGGUUGGAGAUGUUGUCUAUGUGAGACUUUGGUCUGGCACGAGGAUAAUAGAUAGCCAGAAUAACCACAACACUUUCAGUGGUUAUCUACUGUUUCCCUUAAGAUAACAGGAGCUUUGCAGAAUGUGAUUCCAAUAAUUCUGAACCUUCAGUGUAUGAUUUAAGAUGAAAAUGAUGAAGAAUUAUUAACAUGUGAACCUGUAUUAAUGAGGACUAAUGUGUGUUUGAAAUCUGCAAUAGAUUACUGUAUAAAAGUCUGAGAUGUAUAUACAUGCAAGUUUGUAUAAAGAGUUUUAACACUGAGACGAACAGGACCAACAAUAAUAAUAAUAAUAAAAAGUUUAAUUUAUAUAAUGCCUUUCCAGAGCUCAAAGUGCUUUACAAAUCAAAACAUGAAUUACAGUUUUUGCCCAUUGCUUGAACACUAUACUUACAAAACUGAACACCAAUCAACCAGCUACAAAAAGGCCUCAGUUAAGCCAUUUUGAGAACUUUGCAAGUAUGGAGAGCAAGAGGUGGAGGCAGAGGAAGAGGAAGACAAAGAGAUAGAGGAGUAGGACAUGGUCAACAUGGCUAUGCACGGAACAAUAUUUCAGAUGAUAUUAGAGCAAUGGUGCUGGAUCAUGUGGCCAGACCCAAACAGACGGCAGGAUCUAUAAUCCCACCCAUGCAUAAUUGGCCUGUUUUCCUGUAUUUACAGUAGUGUAUUUUGUUUAAUAUUUGUAUUAUUUUUGCGUUACUGCAUUUACUUUACUGUACUGUAAAGUAUAGUACUGUGAUGUGCAGUAUUGAGUUGUCAUUUGUAACCUUUCAGUACUUUCAUUUUUGGUUGUUGUGAAAACCUUUGUUGGAAAAAAAAACCCAGAACAAAAAAAAGUGUUGCAUUGAGCCUCACAGAAUGCUAACUGAUGAACUGAAUAAAAACAAUGAAAAUUAAA
This is a messenger RNA of Megalobrama amblycephala (Wuchang bream), 1788 nucleotides long. RefSeq lists its product as uncharacterized. Bases 92 to 958 code for a protein of 288 amino acids. The transcript is spliced from 4 exons. Lineage: Eukaryota; Metazoa; Chordata; Actinopteri; Cypriniformes; Xenocyprididae. Gene Ontology annotation, molecular function: protein binding. The record is from RefSeq and is a predicted model, not a curated record.